AUGCUACUUUUAUUUUUUACCUCUUCUUUCUUUCUGUUUUCCCCUUUCACAUUUGCUCUCGAAUUUUUUCUUCCUCUCUCUCUCUCUCUCUCUCUCCCUCUCUCCCUCUCUGUCUUGUCUUCUACUAGAGUUUUUUUUUCUUCAUAUUACCAUAUUUGUUGUACGAUACAAUCUGCGUUUUUCAUAAUGUUCUGCUCUUCUUUAUCUUCCUCCUUUCGUUUUCUUCUUCUUCUUCUUCUUCUUCUUCUUCUGCUUCUUCUUCUUCUUCUUAUUAUUAUUAUUAUUAUUAUUUCCUCCCUCUCAGCUUUUUUCUUAUUCCUGCUCGUCGUCUGCUUCUUUUCCUUUAUCCUCCUACUCCACUUUUUCUUCAUUUACCCUCCUCCUCCUCUUUUCCUGACUCUUGCUCGUCGUCUGAUUCUUUUCCUUUAUCCUCCUACUCCACUUUUUCUUCAUUUACCCUCCUCCUCCUCUUUUUCUUACGCUUGCUCGUCGUCUGCUUCUUUUCAUUUAUCCUCCUACUCCACUUUUCUUCUGCCCUCUCUCUGUUUUUCUUGCUUUUUUUCUUCAUUUACCCUCCUCCCUGUUUUUCUUGCUCUUGCUCGUCGUCUGCUUCUUUUCUUUAUCCUCCUACUCCACUUUUUUUCAUCUUUUUACCCUCCUCCUCCUCUUUUCCUGACUCUUUUUUUUCGUCUGCUUCUUUCUUUUAUCCUCCUACUCCACUUUUUUUCUUCUUUUUCCUCUUUUUCCUCUUUUCCUGACUCUUGCUCGUCGUUUUUCUUUUCAUCCUCCUACUCCACUUUUCUUCUUUUUACUCUCCAUUUCCUCUUUUCCUGA
Messenger RNA from Acanthosepion pharaonis, 834 nucleotides. NCBI's taxonomy places the organism in Eukaryota, Metazoa, Mollusca, Cephalopoda, Sepiida, Sepiidae. The record is from the annotation of a GenBank genome assembly.